Molecule: messenger RNA, 831 nt
Organism: Triticum aestivum (bread wheat)
Lineage: Eukaryota; Viridiplantae; Streptophyta; Magnoliopsida; Poales; Poaceae
Product: protein FAR1-RELATED SEQUENCE 5-like
Exons: 2
Coding region: 1-831 (276 amino acids)
Biological process (GO): regulation of DNA-templated transcription
Molecular function (GO): zinc ion binding
Source: RefSeq, a predicted model, not a curated record
AUGGAGAAACAAGGUAGAGAUGUGUUUACAUAUGAGGUGUUUGAGAAAUUUCAGAAAGAGAUUGUUGCAGCAAGAUACCAUUGUUGCAUCCAAGGCAUUGCACAAGAUGGAACACUAAAAAUAGUGACAUUGAGAGGUCGAUCCCAUAGGAUUAGGGAAGUUCAGUGUGACACCACAACCAUGAUAGCUCAUUGUUCAUGUAAGUUAUUUGAAACAAUUGGAAUCCCGUGCCGCCAUAUCAUGCAGGUGUUGAGGGCUGAAAAUCAAAAUGAACUUCCAUCGUACUACAUUAUGAAAAGAUGGAAGAAACGGUGCAAAAGGGAGAAUGUGUAUGAUGAGCAUGGGAAUUUAAUAGAAGAGAAGGCAACCGAUUCGUUGAAUGAAGCUACGAGGAAGAAGAUUUCAGUUGUACGCAACAAGUUGGAAGAUCUAAUUCAGAAGGCCAAGCACUCGGAUGAAGGCAUGGAUUUUCUAACAUCAAGUGUAUUAAAUAUUGAAGCACCUUUGGAUGAAAUGGUUCCCACAUCAGGUGUGAAGCACACUAGACAAGAUGAGUAUGAGGCUUUUAUUGGUUGCAAUAUUCCUACUGAAAUUGACAUACACCCGCCAACUGAUGUUCGCACGGUGGGGAGAUGCAAAAGAAUAAAGAGAGGAAAGGAAAUAAGUGAGGAGGAACAGAAAAAGAAGAAGAAGGAAGCCAAGGUAAAGGUUGCACGCUUGUGCAAGACGUGCAAACAAAUAGUUUUUCAUGAUAGUCGCAAUUGUCCUAGCAAAAAAGAAGGCAAAGGGGCUGAGAUUGUGCUGCAGAUGAAGCCAAGUGGUGCUCCGUGA